Penicillium macrosclerotiorum is the source of this 816-nucleotide messenger RNA. Its product is annotated as class I SAM-dependent methyltransferase. NCBI's taxonomy places the organism in Eukaryota, Fungi, Ascomycota, Eurotiomycetes, Eurotiales, Aspergillaceae. Gene Ontology annotation, cellular component: endoplasmic reticulum. Gene Ontology annotation, molecular function: sterol 24-C-methyltransferase activity. Gene Ontology annotation, biological process: sterol biosynthetic process. The transcript has a single exon. The coding region runs from base 1 to 816 and encodes 271 amino acids. The record is from RefSeq and is a predicted model, not a curated record.
AUGGCCGCCAAGACAGAAUCAGCAACAUACACCCAUGGCCACCACGCCUCGGUUGUGCGCUCACACAGCUGGCGCACCGCUAAAAACUCAGUUGGCUUCCUGCUGCCUCAUAUUAAGCCAGAUAUGAAGAUUCUGGACAUCGGCUGCGGCCCGGGUACCAUCACAGUCGAUCUCGCAACAUACGUGCCGCAAGGGCACAUCACUGGCCUGGAGCGGGCUGGCUCGAUCUUGACGCAGGCGCGGGCUAACGCUCAAGCCAAAGGUGUGACCAAUAUCGAUUUUGUCGAGGGUGAUGCGAACGGCCUGUCCUAUGCGGAUAACACCUUCGAUAUCGUCUUCUGCCACCAGGUGCUUCAACAUGUCGGUGAUCCAGUCGGCAUGCUCAAAGAAAUGAAGCGUGUUACGAAGACGGGGGGUAUUGUCGCUGCACGGGAGGCAGACUAUGGCGUGUUCGUGUGGUAUCCGGAGCUUCCUGGGCUGAAGGAGUGGCAGGACCUGUAUGAUCGGGUAGCGCGGCGGAAUGGUGGCGAGCCGAAUGCGGGGCGAGUACUUCACGCAUGGGCGCGGAAAGCAGGCUUUGCAGAUGUGAACUGCAGCUGUACAAUGUGGUGCUAUGCGGACAAGGGAGAUGUGAGCUGGUGGAGCGAUUCGUGGGUUGAACGGGCAGUGGCGUCGUCGUUUGCAACAACAGCAUUAGAGCAUGGGCUUGCGACGAAAGAGGAUUUAGAGAGGAUUUCUGAGACAUGGAGGGUGUGGGGGGAGGAUGAAGAUGCCUGGAUUUCAAUUCCAAGUGCAGAGAUUUUGUGCUAUAAAUAA